UCCCCUUUUCCUUUGCUUUGAGUAUGCUCGUCUUUAAGUAGGAAACAGAGCGGGAACGCGUAACGUACCACCAGCGGUAGCUCAGACGCAACGACAGCUUUCCUUUACUCAACUCCUUCUUCUCUCUAGGGUUUUUCUCUCUCUAAAACUUUUCAUUUCAUUCUCUAUAAAUAUCAUCACCCGCCUUCAUUUCUACGCUCUGUUGUUCUCUUCGAGAUCUGAGCUUUUUCGUUUUCUCACCGGCGUUUUGUGAGCUCCGUUUUGCCUCCUUCACUAGUUUCAGUUAUGGCUCCACCUAUUGAGCCACCAAAAGAAGCCCCUGGCACUAAGAAGUCGUCACAUCCGCCUCUUAAUGAAAGGAUACUCUCUUCCCUGUCCAGGAAAGCUGUUGCUGCUCAUCCUUGGCAUGAUCUUGAGAUAGGACCUGGAGCACCAAUAAUUUUCAACUGUGUGGUUGAAAUAAGUAAGGGAAGCAAGGUGAAAUAUGAACUUGACAAGAACACAGGUCUAAUCAAGGUCGAUCGUGUUCUCUACUCAUCUGUUGUGUACCCCCAUAAUUAUGGCUUCAUCCCUCGUACUCUCUGUGAGGACAGUGACCCAAUGGAUGUAUUGGUCAUUAUGCAGGAACCAGUUCUUCCAGGCUGCUUUCUCAGGGCUAAAGCAAUAGGGCUGAUGCCCAUGAUUGAUCAGGGAGAGAAAGAUGACAAGAUAAUUGCUGUCUGUGCUGAUGAUCCUGAAUAUCGUGACUAUACUGACAUUAAAGAGCUUCCUCCCCAUCGCUUGGCUGAAAUCCGCCGUUUCUUUGAAGAUUACAAGAAAAAUGAGAAUAAGGAUGUUGAAGUUGAUGAGUUCCUUCCAGCCACAAAGGCCUAUGAAGCAAUCCAACGGUCCAUGGACCUGUAUGCAAGCUAUAUUGUGGAGAACCUAAGGCGGUAGUUUGGUCAAAAGUCGCCGGGAUGUACUGCGUGUUGUCAUGUGUUGUGCGUAAUAUUCAAAUAUUAUGUAAAGUGAUUGUAUACAGAUUAAGAUAAAGACGGAAACUAUUACUUUACUAGGUAGACUGGUUAUAGAUUUCAACUUAAGAAGGUAAAGCCCAAAUAUACCUCCGGCUGCGAAUGUUGGUUGUGAACGCUUCUCAAUCUCUUCUGGGGCAAUCUGGAUAGUAUAGCAUUUCAAACAACUCCAGUUUUUAAUCUAUACUCAAGUUUGUUUCUCUUGCUUCA
This is a messenger RNA of Sesamum indicum (sesame), 1223 nucleotides long. RefSeq names its product soluble inorganic pyrophosphatase 4. The record is from RefSeq and is a predicted model, not a curated record. Gene Ontology annotation, cellular component: cytoplasm. Gene Ontology annotation, biological process: phosphate-containing compound metabolic process. NCBI's taxonomy places the organism in Eukaryota, Viridiplantae, Streptophyta, Magnoliopsida, Lamiales, Pedaliaceae. Gene Ontology annotation, molecular function: magnesium ion binding; inorganic diphosphate phosphatase activity.